Eruca vesicaria subsp. sativa (arugula) is the source of this 714-nucleotide messenger RNA. The record is from the annotation of a GenBank genome assembly. NCBI's taxonomy places the organism in Eukaryota, Viridiplantae, Streptophyta, Magnoliopsida, Brassicales, Brassicaceae.
AUGGAAGCCAUAACUAAGUGGGACUUAGGAUCAUUCAGAACGUACUACUCGGUUGAACCUAGUGAAAAGUUUCAAGAAGACGAGUAUCUAGACCGAAGCCUUGUUCCUCGUCUUGAAGCUGAGUUAUGGAAGGCUCAAUCUAGAAUCAAAGAGCUUGAGACAGAAAAGUUUGGAUCCAAGGGAGACCUUAGAUCUUUCAUCAGAAACCAAAGAACAAGCCGGGAUGAAAAAACUGAUCCGGUUGUUGAUUGCUUGGUAAAGAAGUUAACCAAAGAAAGGGAAGAAAGGAAGAGAGUUAAUGCAGAGAACUCUAGGUUAAAGAAGAAGAUGUGGGAUAUGGAAUCAUCGGUGAAUCGGUUGAGGAGAGAAAGAGACACACUAGAGAAGGUGUGCGAGGAACUGGUGACGAGGAUCGAUGAAUUGAAGGCAGAAACAAGAAGAGAAUGGGAUGAGACGGAGGAGGAGAGGCAGAUGUUGCAAAUGGCUGAGAUGUGGAGGGAGGAAAGGGUUAGGGUUAAGUUGAUGGAUGCGAAACUUCCCUUGGAAGAAAAGUAUGAAGAGAUGAAUUGGUUUGUUGAUGAGUUAGAGAAGUGUUUGUUGAUGGCAAGAAAAGUAGGACUAGGAUCUGAGGAGAUGAAGUUGAAAAGAGUUGAAGGUUUGAUUAAUACGGCAAGAUCUUUCGAAGAUGCAGCCAUUGAUAUUGAUCUUGAGUGA